UGAAAGUGCGUCUGACGGUGAUUGAAGAGGGAAAUUUACAAAAAAAAAAAAAAAAAAAAAAAAAAAGACGAGAAUAGUGCAUGUACACAAGUGUGAUAGACGACCUGCACGUCGAAUUGCUACUCCAACUCAGCUAUAAACACUACAAAGUACAGGAACGGAGAUGCAGAGAACGCCAUUCGCCUGUUGAAGAACUGAAGCAAAUAAAAAAAUCAACCAAGGCGACAAACACAAAUAUACACACACACACACAAAAGGGAAAGUCCUAUAUGCGGUGUCGAUUGUAUAGAGUCUGAUAUCGAUCCGCCCAACAGACGGUGAAAAUCGGCUGCCCUCCUGGACAGCUUGAUACAGUCGCUGAAACUCGAGUUUCUUCCGAGUGAACACACAAGCCCCUUUGACUCAUAUACGUAUAUAUGAUAUAUAUACAAGUCGUGGAGUCGUGACUGACUUGUGACUGUAUACAAUCAAACAACAAUAGAGGGACAGGCAACGGUCAGGAAGAUCAAACAUUGAAUCAAAGAUGACGGCUGCCGGAGGGGAGCAGACUGCAGUAGCCGGAGGCAACGAAUCUUCUCUGUUGGUGGGUAACUGGAGCGAAAAGAAUUGGCUGCUCCUGGGCAACGUCUGGUACAGCGAUGAAGAUGAUUCAAAUGAAACAUCAGAUACUGAGCAAGCCGGAAAUUUCAGCGGGAUGAACAUCAAUGGUUCUGUUUUGAUUAAUGCGUCCAUUAGUGCAAGUCGCUAUUUGAACAUAACAGCCGACCUGGACAUCCGUUACGCUCUGCCGCUCUACGGAUACAUUAUGCCCUUCCUAGUGGUCAUUACCAUCAUCGCCAAUACGUUGAUUGUCCUCGUCUUAUCCAAGAAACACAUGAGGACUCCAACCAAUCUUGUUCUGAUGGCCAUGGCUUUGAGCGACAUGUUUACGCUUCUUUUCCCGGCCCCUUGGCUUCUCUAUCUCUAUACUUUUGGCAACCAUCAUCGACCGUUGAGACCUCUGUCAGCUUGUUAUGCCUACAAUUUCAUGAAAGAAGUCAUACCGGCACUUUUCCACACGGCUUCCAUUUGGUUGACGUUGGCGUUGGCCAUCCAGCGCUACAUCUACGUCUGUCACCCGCCGCUGGCCAGGACUUGGUGCACCAUGGAAAGGGUCAAGAAAGCUAUUGGUUGGAUUUACGUCUUGGCCCUGGUGCAUCAAUUCCCACGUUUAUUUGAUCAGGUGUACCUGCCGGUAGAUAUCUACUGGGAAGGUGAAGGAGUUGUGACAACCUGCUGCAAAUACGAAGCUGAUUGGGUCACUGACAUUUUCAGCCAGGUGGUAUACUACAACCUUUACUUUUGGUUCCGGGUUGUUUGCGUGCAUCUGGGACCUUGCGCCUCGCUGGUUCUGCUCAACGUCCUUUUAUUCGGAGCGCUGCGUCGCGCCCAGCAAAAGCGAGAUAAGCUUUUCAAGGAAAAUCGCAAAGCCAGCGAAUGCCGAAAAUUAAGAGAUUCCAAUUGCACGACGCUCAUGUUGAUUGUUGUUGUAUCCUGCUUCCUGGUCGUCGAAAUUCCAUUGGCCGUUUUGACUGUCCUGCACAUCUUCGAUGCCUCCCUUGAGCUGCGAGUCCUCGACUAUGACGUCAUAAAUGUCCUGAUCCUGUUCACAAAUUUUUUCAUUUCGCUAUCGUAUCCAAUCAACUUCGCCAUCUAUUGCGGCAUGAGUCGUCAGGCAAGUAUUCAUUGCAAAGUGCAGGAUCUGGUACUGCUCCUGUUGAGUGACAAUAGUCGAUUAUUAUACCACCCCUGUGUUUUGUGUUUGCACAGUUCAGGGAGACCUUUCAGGGUCUGUUCACCCCGUCGGCGUCUUCUGGCAGGUUGGCCACAGGCAGUGCUCAUCAAGGUGCUUCAUCGGUAG
Molecule: messenger RNA, 1900 nt
Organism: Daphnia carinata
Lineage: Eukaryota; Metazoa; Arthropoda; Branchiopoda; Diplostraca; Daphniidae
Gene: SPR
Product: sex peptide receptor-like
Exons: 5
Coding region: 524-1900 (458 amino acids)
Biological process (GO): G protein-coupled receptor signaling pathway
Cellular component (GO): membrane
Molecular function (GO): G protein-coupled peptide receptor activity
Source: RefSeq, a predicted model, not a curated record